CGCCGCGGAGGAGGAGGCGGCGCCGGGCGCGGAGGCCGCCAGCUAGGCCACGGGCCUGCGCCCCGGCGCGGAUGGGACGCCCAUUUCGGUGCAGCAGCCACUUGCGACCCCAAGUUCCUCUGCUCCCUUGGAAGCGCAAAAAAUAAAAGAUGACGGAGGGCCGUCGAUGUCAAGUACAUCUUCUCGAUGACAGAAAGCUGGAACUCCUAGUACAGCCCAAGCUUUUGGCCAAGGAGCUUCUCGACCUUGUGGCGUCUCACUUCAACCUGAAGGAGAAGGAAUACUUUGGGAUAGCAUUCACAGAUGAGACGGGACAUCUGAACUGGCUUCAGCUGGACCGGCGAGUAUUGGAGCAUGAUUUCCCCAAGAAGUCAGGACCUGUGGUUUUGUACUUUUGUGUCAGGUUCUACAUAGAAAGCAUCUCCUACCUGAAGGACAACGCUACCAUUGAGCUCUUCUUCCUGAAUGCCAAGUCAUGCAUCUACAAGGAGCUGAUUGAUGUUGACAGUGAGGUGGUAUUUGAAUUAGCUUCCUAUAUUUUACAGGAAGCAAAAGGAGAUUUUUCUAGCAAUGAGGUGGUGAGAAGUGACCUGAAGAAGCUUCCAGCCCUUCCCACCCAAGCCCUGAAGGAGCACCCCUCCCUGGCCUACUGUGAAGACAGAGUAAUUGAGCACUACAAGAAACUGAAUGGCCAGACAAGAGGUCAAGCAAUCGUGAACUACAUGAGCAUCGUGGAGUCUCUCCCAACCUACGGGGUUCAUUACUAUGCAGUGAAGGACAAGCAGGGGAUACCAUGGUGGCUGGGCCUGAGCUACAAGGGAAUCUUCCAGUAUGACUAUCAUGAUAAAGUGAAGCCGAGGAAGAUAUUCCAAUGGAGACAGUUGGAAAACCUGUAUUUCAGAGAAAAGAAGUUUUCCGUGGAAGUCCAUGACCCCCGCAGGGCUUCGGUGACAAGGAGGACUUUCGGGCACAGUGGCAUUGCAGUGCACACAUGGUAUGCGUGUCCAGCAUUGAUCAAGUCCAUUUGGGCUAUGGCGAUCAGCCAACACCAGUUCUAUCUGGACAGAAAGCAGAGUAAGUCCAAGAUCCAUGCGGCACGGAGCCUGAGCGAGAUAGCCAUCGACCUGACGGAGACUGGGACACUGAAGACCUCGAAACUGGCUAAUAUGGGAAGCAAGGGCAAGCUCAUUGGUGGCAGCAGCGGGAGCCUGCUGUCCUCAGGUUCUCAGGAAUCGGACAGCUCUCAGUCGGCCAAAAAAGACAUGCUGGCCGCCUUGAAAUCCAGGCAGGAAGCUCUGGAGGAAACGCUACGCCAGAGGCUAGAGGAACUGAAGAGGCUCUGUCUCCGGGAAGCGGAGCUCACUGGCAAGCUGCCUGUUGAAUAUCCCCUGGACCCAGGGGAGGAGCCGCCUAUUGUUCGGAGAAGAAUAGGGACAGCCUUCAAGCUGGAUGAACAGAAAAUCCUACCCAAAGGAGAGGAAGCUGAGCUGGAGCGCCUGGAACGGGAGUUUGCCAUUCAGUCCCAGAUCACCGAGGCUGCUCGCCGCCUGGCUAGUGACCCCAAUGUCAGCAAAAAACUGAAGAAACAAAGAAAAACCUCUUAUCUGAAUGCACUGAAGAAGCUACAGGAGAUUGAAAAUGCGAUCAAUGAGAACCGCAUCAAGUCUGGGAAGAAACCCACCCAGAGGGCUUCACUGGUCAUCGACGAUGGAAAUGUUGCCAGUGAAGACAGCUCCCUCUCUGAUGCCCUUGUUCUCGAAGAUGAAGACUCUCAGGUUACCAGCACAAUAUCCCCCUUACAGUCUCCGCACAAGGGACUCCCUCCUCGGCCACCAUCGCACAACAGGCCUCCUCCUCCAUCCCUGGAGGGACUUAGGCAGAUGCACUAUCACCGCAUCGACUAUGACAAGUCACCCAUAAAGCCCAAAAUGUGGAGUGAGUCCUCUUUAGAUGAGCCUUAUGAGAAGGUCAAGAAGCGUUCCUCGCACAGUCAUUCCAGUAGUCACAAGCGCUUCCCCAGCACGGGAAGCUGUGCUGAAGCAGGAGGAGGAAGCAGCUCUUUGCAGAACAGCCCCAUCCGUGGCCUCCCGCACUGGAACUCCCAGUCCAGCAUGCCAUCCACGCCAGACCUGCGUGUCCGGAGUCCCCACUAUGUCCAUUCCACCAGGUCAGUGGACAUCAGCCCCACGCGACUGCACAGCCUCGCACUGCACUUUAGGCACCGGAGCUCCAGCUUGGAGUCCCAGGGCAAGCUGCUGGGCUCGGAAAACGACACGGGGAGCCCCGACUUCUACACCCCGCGGACUCGUAGCAGCAAUGGCUCGGACCCCAUGGACGACUGCUCGUCGUGCACCAGCCACUCGAGCUCGGAGCACUACUACCCGGCGCAGAUGAACGCCAACUACUCAACGCUGGCCGAGGACUCGCCAUCCAAGGCGCGCCAGCGGCAGCGACAGCGACAGCGGGCGGCGGGCGCGCUGGGCUCGGCCAGCUCCGGCAGCAUGCCCAACCUGGCUGCGCGCGGGGGCGCGGGCACGGGCGCGGGCGCGGGCGCGGGGGGCGGCGUGUACCUGCACAGCCAGAGCCAGCCCAGCUCGCAGUAUCGCAUCAAGGAGUACCCGCUGUACAUCGAGGGCAGCGCCACGCCCGUGGUGGUGCGCAGCCUGGAGAGUGACCAGGAGGGCCACUACAGCGUCAAGGCGCAGUUCAAGACCUCCAACUCCUACACGGCCGGCGGGCUGUUCAAGGAGAGCUGGCGCGGCGGCAGCGACGAGGGCGACGCGGGCCGCCUGACGCCGUCGCGCUCGCAGAUCCUGCGGACUCCGUCGCUGGGUCGCGAGGGCGCCCACGACAAGGGCCCGGGCCGCGCCGCCGUCUCCGAUGAGCUGCGCCAGUGGUACCAGCGCUCCACCGCCUCGCACAAGGAGCACAGCCGCCUGUCGCACACCAGCUCCACCUCCUCGGACAGCGGCUCGCAGUACAGCACCUCCUCCCAGAGCACCUUCGUGGCGCACAGCAGGGUCACCAGGAUGCCCCAGAUGUGCAAGGCCACGUCAGCUGCCUUACCUCAAAGCCAGAGAAGCUCAACACCAUCAAGUGAAAUUGGAGCCACCCCCCCAAGCAGCCCCCACCACAUCCCGACCUGGCAAACUGGGAGCUACAAUGACAGCUGCUUCCUGGAUUCCUCCCUCUAUCCAGAACUAGCUGAUGUCCAGUGGUACGGGCAGGAAAAAGCCAAGCCCGGGACCCUCGUGUGAGCCAGCCCGGCCUGAUCUGACCGCCUCGAUGCCAUUCUGAGUCACCUCACUGCCUCUCAUUUGCCUUACCCAGACGCAAUGUCACCUGCACCAGCUUCGGCCCUCAGCACUUUUUUUCUUCUGUCUCCACCUUCCCCUUCACCCUCAAAAACCUGACUGAGGAGACAUUCUGGAAGGUUCCGGUCCCACUGUGUGUCCCCUGGCUCUCUGUCCCACAGAGAGCCAAGCAGCAAUCCUCAAUGGCACCCUGGUGGCUUUCCUCUGCCAUACAGCCCCAGGCCAGGAACUGUCAGAGAAGCCAGCAUGCAUGAAAUCCCUGCGGACAAGUAGCAUUGGCAGAGAAUGAAAAAAUCACAUGCAGAAAGUCUGCAAAGCUGUGUCCAGCCUGCCUCCCACAGGCCACCCAAGCACUUCAAAAGGAGGGUGCCUCACAGGGACUUUCAGCUUUCCUUUAAAAUCUUCCAAAGCGAAAGAGCCUAGGGGAGCGGUCGUGAAGAGAGUGAGAAAGGAAGCCUCAGAAGAGAGAUGCGUCAGAGGGGCACCAUCAGUUCUAUGCUGCCAAAGAUUAAACACAUGCAAAAAUAACACAUACACACACACAAACAUGGGCCAGAGGAAGACAUUCACUCUACAACAAACCUUCACUUAAAUUCUAAACUUCUUCUUCACACCACAUGUGAAAGCCAACCAUUUGGAAAUCAUCCUCUCUUGAUCUGUCUCCCCUAGGAGUUCACUUCUCCUUCCUACAGAGCCCAGAAAACUAACCCAGCAGGACAGGGAGCCUUGGCUGACUCUGCUGACAGAACCUCCAUCCAUCUGGACACAAAAGAAAGAGACCCUCGGG
Castor canadensis (American beaver) is the source of this 4101-nucleotide messenger RNA. RefSeq names its product FERM domain containing 4A (gene Frmd4a). Lineage: Eukaryota; Metazoa; Chordata; Mammalia; Rodentia; Castoridae. The record is from RefSeq and is a predicted model, not a curated record. Gene Ontology annotation, cellular component: adherens junction; bicellular tight junction; cytoskeleton. Gene Ontology annotation, biological process: establishment of epithelial cell polarity.